Galeopterus variegatus (Sunda flying lemur) is the source of this 4802-nucleotide messenger RNA. It is a transcript of the gene CC2D1B, whose product is annotated as coiled-coil and C2 domain containing 1B. Gene Ontology annotation, cellular component: nucleus. Gene Ontology annotation, biological process: regulation of transcription by RNA polymerase II. The record is from RefSeq and is a predicted model, not a curated record. NCBI's taxonomy places the organism in Eukaryota, Metazoa, Chordata, Mammalia, Dermoptera, Cynocephalidae. The transcript has 21 exons. Gene Ontology annotation, molecular function: DNA-binding transcription repressor activity, RNA polymerase II-specific; RNA polymerase II cis-regulatory region sequence-specific DNA binding. Bases 118 to 2403 code for a protein of 761 amino acids.
AUUUCUGCCUGGGUGUAUCCCCUGAUACAAUGGAUUGAAGACCCUCCUUUAUUCGUUCUGGACCUUAUCUGAGUUACACUGACCCUCUGUGACCCUCUUCCCCCAGCCCCCCUGCCCAUGGCUCACAUUGAGAAGUUGGCAGCAGACUGUAUGCAGGAUGUGGAGGAGGAGGAGGAGGAGGAGGAAGAACAGCUGGAGGAGGAUGCAGACCUACUGACUGAGCUGCAGGAGGUCCUGGGUGCAGAUGAGGAGGCUGGGCCCCUGGAUGGCGAUGAGGCAGCUAGCCCAGGCGUCUCUGAGAAGGAGAAGGGACAGGAAAACAUUGACCCUCCAGUGCAGACAGCCCUCCUAACGGCUUCAGUCCCAGUGGCUCAGGCUGGAGGGCCUUGGGGGCUGCAGGCUUUGCUGGAGGAACGGAUCCACAACUACCGGGAGGCUGCGGCCAGUGCCAAGGAGGCAGGUGAAGCAGCCAAAGCCAGGCGCUGUGAGCGUGGCCUGAAGACUCUGGAGUCCCAGCUAGCCGCUGUAAGGAAAGGCAGGAGGAUCAAUGAGGAUGAGAUACCACCUCCAGUGGCCUUGGGCAAGAGGCCCCCGACCUCCCAGGAAACAGCCGACAGGAGCCCUGAGGCAGAACCCCCUGCUCCCCCUGCCAUGGAGUCAGACCCAGACCCACGGGACCUGUUGCUGGUCAGACAGAGAGAGUACAAAGUGGCUGCCCUCAGUGCCAAGCGGGCUGGAGAUCUGGACCGUGCGCAAGAGCUCAUGAGGAUUGGGAAGAGAUUUGGUGCUGUCCUGGAGGCCCUGCAAAAGGGGCAGCCUGUGGACCUGAGUGCCAUGCCCCCGGCACCUGAAGAUCUGAAGCUCCUUCCACAGGCUUCGAAGGCCCCCACAGCAUCCUCAGUUAUACUCCCAGCAGUGGAGCGAGUGCAGCCAGUGAUGGCCUCUGAUAUCCCAGCAACUCCAGUGGCCCCGACAGAGCCACAGACGGUGCUGGAUGCCCUGCAGCAGAGGUUGAACAAGUACCGUGAGGCGGGCACCCAGGCCCGGGGCAGUGGGGAUGAGCGCAAGGCCCGGAUGCAUGAGCGCAUUGCCAAGCAAUAUCAAGAUGCUAUUCGAGCACACCAAGCAGGACUGAAAGUUGACUUUGCUGCGUUGCCAGUGCCUCCAGGAUUUCCCCCCAUCCCUGGCUUGGAACCCACUGUGGGCACCAAGGAUGAUGCAGUGGCUCUGACUUUGGCAGCUGCCCAGAAACUAGUCUCCUCAGAGGAUACAGUCCUGGCAGAUGAAGACCAGGAUGAGGAUGAGGGUGAGCCCCCAGCACAGGCCCCAGAGGCCAAGAAGCCGGUGCAGCCUCUGGUCCCUUCAUCCCGGCCCCUGACUGAGCCCAAGGCCUUGAGUUCUAAGGAGUCACUGAGUCCAUCUGUGCGGGAGCAGCUGGCACUGCUAGAGGCACGGAAACUACAGUACCAGCGGGCAGCCCUGCAGGCCAAACGGGGCCAGGACCUGGAGCAGGCCAAAGCCCAUCUGCGGGUAGCUAAAUGUCUUGAGGCUCAGAUCACCCAGGCCCGAGCUGGCCGACCUGUUGACCUUUCCAAGGUGCCUUCACCUUUAACGGAUGAGGAGGGUGACUUCAUCCUCAUCCACCAUGAAGACCUACGACACUGCCAGAAGGCUGAUGAGGUGUAUGCCCAGUUACAAAAAAUGCUUAUGGAGCAACAUGAGAAGUGCCUGCUGUUCUCCAAGCAGUUCAUGCACCAGGGCAAUGUGGCUGAGACUACCCGGUUUGAGAAACUUGCUCAGGACCGCAAGAAACAGCUUGAGAUCCUACAGCUGGCCCAGGCCCAGGGCCUCGACCCUCCCAGCCACCACUUUGAGUUGAAGACAUUCCAGACUGUGAGGAUCUUCUCAGAACUCAACAGCACAGAAAUGCAUCUGAUCAUUGUCCGGGGAAUGAACCUGCCAGCCCCUCCAGGGGUGACCCCCGAUGACUUGGAUGCUUUUGUGCGGUUUGAAUUUCACUACCCUAACUCGGACCAGGCUCAAAAAAGCAAAACAGCUGUGGUGAAGAACACAAACUCUCCAGAAUUUGAUCAACUCUUCAAACUAAACAUCAACCGAAAUCACCGGGGCUUCAGAAGGGUGAUUCAAAGCAAAGGAAUCAAGUUUGAAAUCUUCCACAAAGGAUCCUUCUUCAGAAGUGACAAGCUUGUUGGCACAGCACACCUGAAACUGGAGCGGCUGGAGAAUGAGUGUGAGAUCAGAGAGAUUGUGGAGGUGCUGGACGGCAGGAAGCCAACUGGGGGGAAGCUGGAGGUGAAGGUGAGACUGCGGGAGCCUCUGAGCGGCCAGGACGUGCAGAUGGUCACCGAGAACUGGCUGGUCCUUGAGCCCAGGGGCCUGUGAGGUGGGCAGCUCUCUGGGCCCUCAGAACCUCUGCCCCCUGCUCUCAGUCAGGGCCUCACAGAGACUCUUCUCUUAUUCAACUCCUAUCUGGGGAGAAAGACUAGGAGUUUCUCAUCUGAUGAAUACCAAGAGGCAAAACUGUUGGAUAGAGUUCAUGGGCUAUUUCUUAUGUUCCUCAACAGAACUGGGGAGGGAUGGUAACUAACUAUCUUCAGGAAACUCUUUCUAAAACCUAUUUGCUCUCACGGCAGUUUAGACUCACUCCCUGUGCUUUGUGCCUCUGUGCAGCAAAUGGUCAGCACUGGGAGAGGAGUGAUGCCAGCAACUGUGUGCAGGAGCUUACUUUUCCCAGCUUUGAUGGCUACAAAAGCCUUUGUACAUAAGACAGAUGCUGCUACAUGAGCACCAAAGACCUAUACAUGUACUACUGACCACAACCCUGGUCUUUCCUGUUGCUGGCUCCUCUUGGCCUCCAUAGAAGCAGGCUGGAUUCUAGGAGCCCUUCUCCCUACUGCUUCCAACUCCCCCAACCUCCCCACCCCCCAGUCUGAGUGAAGACAAGGAUACCCUCAUUGCUCUGUGCCAUGAAGUCCUGUAGCUCCUUAACCCCAGCCUACAACUGUGUGCAGCUUACCCCAGCCCCCAGUUGCACCAUUUCUGGAUGUGCCUUUAAAAGAUUUAACUGUAGGGGAUGGGAGAACUUGAGGGUGAUCGUGAACCUCCCCUGCUUAGGGUGGGGGAAGGGUUCCAUGACUCCAGUGGGUGACAGCCUGUCCCAGACAAUUCCGUUUAUCCCAGCUCUGCCUGUGCCUUGAUUCCUGACAGCUGCUGCACUAGCCUUCCUGCUUCCCAACAUACUUAGUGGAAGAGGAAAGUUAUUUUUGGUACUACUUGGUGGGAAGUUAGGGGAAGGGUAUAUCUUGGGUUUGGUCCAUGCACCUAAGAUAAAAGACUGUUAACUGGGGAAAGGGAAAAAAAAAAAAAAAAAAAAAAAAAUAUAUAUAUAUAUAUAUAUAUAUAAAAUUUUAUGUAGCCAUUUUUAUUAUUUAAGAAACUAGGUUUAAUUCAUUGUAGCAGUUUUAUACUCUGCACACAGAGUGACCAUCGAGGUCCUAAACAAAAGCCCUGCUCCCUGUCACUUUUUAAGCCAGAGUAGCAAUAACAUUUGUUACUGACAGAAACUGCCACUAUGGCUUCCUCUUUUGAGUGAGGGCAAGGCAAGCCUCUCUUCUUCAGCUGAUCACCUGGAGCUAUCCCUCAGUUCUUUCCCAAGAAUUCUCCUUUGACUUUGUUUUUCUGAAUGGAUGGAGACAAUGAAGGGAUUUGUAGUUGUAAUAGAUUUAAUAUUCAAAAACUGCAAUAUUCUACAUUUCUUAGAAAUAAACACAUCUUUUUUUCCCUUAUUUGAAGCAAUAACCUAAGAUCAACAAAGCAUUCCUCAAGAUCAUUUAAAAGGCUAUAAGUGAAGCACAUAAUUUCAGCUUACUGAUCACUAUAGUACUGCAUAAGCACAGCUCAGGGUUUGGGCUUUGUGUAUCUUUUUCAAGGAUAAUAGGGCUGGACCGUGCCUCCCUGCUAUUAAGAGCAGAGCUUUUAGUGGGUAAUAGAGCAGGAACUACAAACAACUGACUUUUUUUGAAGAGCUCUCUGGCCAGUCUUACUUACCUAUCAUAAGUGAGCUACCCUAACUUCCACAGAUGUGAGAUUUAACACUUAAUUUCAGUCACAUGUAUUUGUCAAACAAGCAGUGGUCUAGAAUGAAAAGGAAGGUUGUUAGCCUUCAUAAGAUGGCCUAGAGCAAAGAGGAGUUCCUGACCCAAAGUAGUCUUCCCCUUGGGGUGUGCAUUCAACCCAGUGCUUAGUAAGAGGGUUAAGGACCCCCGUGGCUAUCCUCCAAGGUUCCAACCAGCCCUAGGAAUUCCUAAAUUCCAGCCUCUACUGGAAACUUCAACAGGAAGUUUCCUAUGGCUCCAAAGAUUUUCCUUUACAAUCCAUCCCAUUUCAGUCUGCUUCAUUGCUAUUUGCUUUUUGAAAAACAGACCCUCCAAGCUGAGGGAGGCAAGACAAAGCCACCCACUGGACUUGGAGACUGAAGUUCUUAAAAGGUCUUUGUUGUAGCUAAGGCAUGUGUGGGUCACUGGCAGGGGGAGGAGCCUGCCCCAGCCUCAUUUUGUCCUAAGAUUUGUUCAAAUACAGUAACCAAACAUUGGAGAUUAGUGACUCAUGAGAAGGUGGGAACCAGUCAUGACCCAAAUCAUUUUUAAAUUUUAAAUUCUUUGAUUUAGUGCAGUGCAGACAUUCUUCUAAAUUAAUUAAUUAAAUGGCUGCUGAAUAAAAUAUGGAAGAACUUUAUCUUAGAAUCAGGAAUUCUUGCUCACAAUUAAAAGAUUCUUUUGUGA